GUGUCCAGCUGUUCAGGAUCUACUGGACGCCACUCAGCUAUCAGACAGAGCAGCUUUUGUGUGAUAAAUCCUAACAAGCAACUAGCUAAAUUGGAGUCACAAGUACGCACAGUCUGUGGAGAGUUUCAGGCUGCAGGCUUGUGGGGGCUGCAACUUUUCUGCCUCUGCUGGAUCAUAAUUCAAGGCAAAUCAUGAUCUGAGCAGCAGCGUCUGGGGAGUGCUGUAACGCAAUAUGGAGAGCUGGCACUGUUUGCUGCUGCUGUGCUCACUAAGUUUAGCGCUGGCCUCUGGAGAGGCAAAGAAAAAUGAUGAUGAAAUCGACAUUUCCAGCUUUCUGAGAGGUAUCGUCCCUGGGCUGCUGGUGAGAGACGAGUCGUUCAUCAUCAACAGAGACUUUGAGAUAAACUCCCUCAGGGAGCUGGAGCGCCCUGAGGUCCUCUCAAUCACAGAGCAAACCAAGGUCAAACCAGUCAAUCAGGAUACAAACGGGGCUCCUGGACCUGUGGUGUUAACCAAAGAUGGCCAGAUCAAGGGGAUUACUGUGGACAAGGCCCAUAUAUUCUAUGGGGUACCAUAUGCAGACCCCCCUGUUGGGGCUUAUCGCUGGAAGCCUCCCAGAUCUGUUAGUCCUCGGCAAGGGGUUUACGAUGCCUCCUUCCCCAGGGCAUCAUGCAUGCAGGCCUGCAGUGGACCCAUCAUUGAGGAGUGUCCUCGAAUAGUCAGCGAGGACUGUCUCUACCUCAACAUCUUUGUCCCUCUGGAUGUGAACUUCAGCUCCCGUCUGGGGAGCCCACUGCCUGUCAUGGUGUGGAUCCAUGGUGGGGAUUUCAUAGCUGGCUCUGCCUCCAAGCCGCUGUACGACGGGCGCUUCAUCAGUAACUUCACCCGCACUGUUGUCGUAAGCCUGGAGUACCGACUGGGUGCUUUUGGGUUCCUUGUGUCGGGCAAAGACCCUCACUCCUCAGCUGCUGGGAAUUACGGGAUCUUGGACCAGCAGGCGGCUCUUCUUUGGGUCCAGCAGAACAUUGCAGUGUUUGGAGGUGAUCCUGGCAAGGUGACAAUAUUUGGGGAGAGUGCAGGUGCUCAGUCAGUGAGUCUUCACUUGAUGAUCCAAAGCAGCAAACCUCUGUUCAAACAGGCUGUCCUGCAGAGUCUGCCAUUCUCCAUCCCUCUGAAGACCAGACACGAUGCCCUGAAGCUGGGAAAAGACUUUGCUAAACAGACCAACUGCUCUGUGAGCGACAUCGUCUGCCUGCUGUCUCUCACUCCACAGGCCGUCCUGGCCGCCCAGAUGAAAACAAGUUCCAAGGUUGUGAACCCGUUCAGGUUCCUGGAGGUUUUUGAGACGUGGGGUCCAUACAUCGAUGGGGAGUUAAUAAAAGAGCAAGCCGUCACUGCCUUCCAGAAGGGCCACUGGCAGAAGGAGAAGCCAGUGCUGCUGGGUACAACCUCAGAGGAAGGGGUGAUCUUUGCGUAUGGUGUCUUCAGCAAGCCGGUCUCUACAGUGGAGAGCACUGUGUACAUCACAGCCAUCUUUAAACAACACACUCUGCGGAUCCUGCACAAGUACCUGCCCCUCUACAGGGACACUGACCGCAGAGGCAUGCUGGCUCAGAUCGUCACUGACUACGUCUUCCUGUGUCCAUCCCGGAGGUCAGCGCGUGCUGGCACAGCAGCAGGCAGCAAGGUGUGGAUGUACGUGUUCGACCAUGUGCCAUCAGACCACCGCGUGUGGUCAGGUCUGACUUUCUGCUACCAGCACGCCUGCCACGGUGCCGAGCUGCCCUUUCUCUUUGACUCUGCCUCGGUGGCCAACUUCACCCUGUCCAAACCAGAGAAGCUGCUGUCCAAUCGGAUGCUGUGCUACUGGGGUGCCUUCACCCACGCCGGUGACCCUUCCUCGCGGGCCAAACAAACAACUUUCUGCCGGGAGCAGCGUCUGCCCGUUUGGCCACGCUAUUCCGACACCAGCAGCUGGCUGGUCAUGAACCUGACAGUGCGUUCACAUGCACAAGUGGGAACCAGAGACCAUAUAUGUGACUUCUGGGACCAUCUGGGCAUCUAUUAGUGAGGGAACAGGCUGGGCAGGAAGGUGUUAGGUUACUUUGUAUUGAAGUAAAAUCAGUACAUGCUGUUCUCUCUGUUCCUCAGGAUGGAAAUUCAGUCAGAAAACCUUGCAGCGUGAAGCUACUGUGUUCAUCACAAAAAUAUACAUUCAUCAGUAUUAAAGAUGACCUAUUUGGAACCGCUACCAAGCGGCGAUUGUUUCAAUAAAGUGUCAGCUUCUAAACAGAAAACAUUAUUUCUAUUUCCUCUCUCUGGCAACCUAGUUAAUCGUGCACAUUAAUGUUUUAAAACGUCUUGAAUUAUGAGCAUUUUCUUAUCAUCUAUUAGUUAUAAUUAGGGAUGCAUCUCCACCAAAGUCCCACCAUUUUCCCUUUACCAUGAAAAAGGCUGCAGAAUGACACGUGUGCUCUGUUUGGGGUAAAUUAAGAUGAGGAUAAGUUUGCACAAGUCCUGAAGCUAUAUGAUACUACAUCAUGAAAGUACAGAGUGAAUAAACAAAGGGCAAAAGCAAUCCAUAAUCAAAAUAUGCAAGACAGGCAAAAACCCACAGCCUAUUUAACAUGAACAUACCUUUAGGAUGCUUUCACACCUAACCUGUUUUGUCAGGUUAAAUAAACUCAGUUUAGUCAAUAUGGUUCUGGCAUGAAAGAUUUCGAAACCGCCAAUAAAUCCAUCUACCCAAUGUGAAAUCUGUUCAGGAAGCAAUCUUAUAGUUGAUCUGUUGUAUAAGGUAACCAUGGUAACACACAGGCCACACACAUGUCAGUCUGGGUAUUUUUCCUCAUUAAAAAGCUGUUAAAACUGCUGUGCUUGUAUCUGACUCUGUGUAUUUUGUCAGUUAAUUAAGUCCAUUUAAAAGUGUGUGACAGUGAUCCCACAGUAAUAAGCCUGGAAUCAUUACUGAACAAGAUGUUUCCUUUUGUCCGUCUCUACCUGUUAGUCAUUAUCCAUAACAUGUGGUCACUUUGCAGUCCUAAAAUACUAAUAAUGCUUAUAAUGAGACAUUUCUUUGUGAGCACUUUAAGACGGCAAAUAAUAAAUAUAUAAAUAUACAUGUCAGAAACAUUAUUGUGCUGCAUAACCUUUUGUCAGUCACUGGAAUUUGAUUUCCCUACAUGGGUUCUGAUAAUGCACUGACAAUGCAUGAUGACAAAUGCCAUAAACAACAGGCUACCCGUCAUUUGGUAGAACUUCACAUUUACUCCUCUAUGUUCAUUUGUAAUAAGUCAGUGUGAACAGGAACCAGACCAGAGCUAAAAUGCUACAAUGCAUUAUUUUUUACCCUUGGCUGAACAACAGGUGGGAAAGCACCCGUAUGGUACCCUGGAAAUCCAGAGUUCUCGCGAGGGCACAAUUUGAAUUUGCUCAGCGAGUCACUCUGGCAAUCAAUAAUGAUGCUCAUUACCCAUACCCUUGGAGCCAAGCUCCACCAAUCACAUCGGUGUAUCUGAUAUAGGCGGGCCAGAGGUGAGCUAAACAGAUGACGACAGCGCUGCGAUGACGAAGUCGGAGUCAGUCAGUAAACAUUGCAAGAUGGCUACGGAUGAACACCAGUUGUUUGAAACAGCUUUGGCCGCUAAAAUGAACGAGUUAGACUUGGCUUUUUCUCUAAAAGAGGAACAGAAGAUGGCGCUCGAAUCUUUCCUUUGCAAGAAGGACGUUUUUGCUGUUUUGCCGACCGGAUACGGCAAGAGUCUAAUCUACCAGUUAGCUCCGCUGGUAGCUAAGCGUAUACGUCGUCCUGUGUAUUGUUCUGAUUGGUCGUAGUGUUAUCCAAUUGCAUGCAGUGAUAUUUUCAAAUGCAUGCUUGGUGCCAGCCCUCAAGUUGGGCCAUUUUCAUUACUCAUAGCCAGACCCUAAAUCUUU
Molecule: messenger RNA, 3933 nt
Organism: Epinephelus fuscoguttatus (brown-marbled grouper)
Lineage: Eukaryota; Metazoa; Chordata; Actinopteri; Perciformes; Serranidae
Product: cAMP-regulated D2 protein
Exons: 8
Coding region: 233-2068 (611 amino acids)
Molecular function (GO): cholinesterase activity
Source: RefSeq, a predicted model, not a curated record